AUGUCCGUCCUGCGCCACGGAGGAAGCGGCGGCUUCCUCCAGCGCCGCCUCACCAAGUUAUAUACCGACACCAAGACAUCCUGCGAAAGUGUCACCACCGCUUCGAAAGCAGUCGACGAUCCGGAACUUGUAGCUCUGCAUCAGAGUUUUCAGAAACAACGGGAUCGGCUGUUGGCCUGGGGUCUGGACUGGAGCGACGCCAGUGCCGCUCAGCCCAACGAUAUCGAUGAAUCUUUGACCGCGGCGGGAUUCAGUGAUGUGGUCGAGAGCGUCAUGUCUACAAUCCAGGAUCUGCUCAAUGACGCCGAGCGAGUUCAGCGUCUUGACCCUCCUAUGCACCCUCCGAAAGACCGCAAGGUGGACCUGUCGAAACAAGCCCUCGGAAGCGGACCUCUAAAGACCCAGUGGACAGAGGACGACAUCAGCCGCUCAAAGAUCAUAUUGAGUGACCUGACGGCCUGCAUUGAUACGUUAUAUGACCUGUCCCGCUCGCGGCGAACAAUGGCUUCCAGCAUGUCUUCAACGAAGCGGCGCGCUCGACCUACCCCGGCCUCACCGUUUGACUCCCCGCAUGGCUCGUUUUCGGAAUCGAAGGAAAAGAUCCAGAGUCCGAAGAUACUUGACCAAUAUACACAAUCCCCCACUAUGCAGCGUGACUUCAGCGCUUCAUUUCCCUCGACUCACCAUCUCGUCAUUCCACGAUCUGCUUUACAGCUAUACGGGGCCGCCGAUGAUAACAGCCCGCCACCAUACGAACCAGUUGCUGCAUCUUCGAACUCGCGUGCCAUUGGUCGAUUGAAUACUUCCGCCUCACCUGCUCUGCAGGCCUUUACCAAAGAAUCUCAUGUCUCAGUCCUGGUUGAGUUUAUGCCUAUUAUGGUGGAUUCAAGAAAAGACACCAAGAAUUUCCGGCUGGAAAAGCUGCAACAAUCUCUCGAACAACUAUUACAGAAUGCCAGAAUCUCCCAUCUCGGUCUCUUAAGAUUCUUGGGGUAUUGCAUUGAUGAGCCCAACGCCCGUUACGCCUUCCUUUAUCAAAUGCCCGUUGAUUACUUCCCGUUUUUACGCAACCCAAGCGAUCUAUUGAAAGAACUGAAGCCAAUGCCCCUCGUAUCGCUCCUCCCUUCCCCUUCCUCGGAUGACUAUCGUGAGAAGCGGAUGCCCAACCUCGAGAUCCGCUUUCGGCUUGCCUAUGACCUAUUGAUGUCUGCCUUGCAUCUCAGAAGCCAAAAUGCUGUGCAUGGUAACAUCAACAGCAGUAACAUCAUUUUCUUUCCCGGUAGGACAGAUGCAAAUAACGAUGAAAGUGGUCUCUCUCCUGAUCUUCGUCGUCCUUACUUGACUUCCCCCGCCCGCUUCUCUGGAGAUGGACCUACCCCCGAACCAUUGAGUACAGCCAUGUAUCGUCAUCCCGAAGACAAGAGAAAUGUCGACGAUGAUGGCGCAUGGGCCUACGACCUAUACUCCCUCGGUUUGAUUCUGCUGGAGAUUGGUCUGUGGGCACCGGUCGGGCGCCUGUGGAAGAUGAAGUACGACCGCUCUUGGUUUAAACACCGCGUCGAAGAUCUCUAUGUCAAAAAACUUGGUGCAAAAUGCGGCGGUGCAUACCUUCAGGCUGUGCAGCUUUGUCUCGAUGCACCCAACUUCCAUCUUUCUACGCAACCCAUGACCGAUCUCUCUCUCCGUGUUCCUCAAAUCUACCAUUACCCCGUCCUCGACUUAUCCGAUCCUGAUGGGACAUUCUCUUUUUCCAUGAAUUUCAUGUAUACCAUCUGCAAGAUCCUUUGGUCAUGCUGUCGGAUUGAUAUCUUCUCUGCGCCGCCUGCCGAAGAGCUGGAUGACUGCCUCCCACUAGCUCUUGUUCCGACCCCCGAACCUACGCCCACAAACGAGCAAGUGGACGCAUAUAUAUCUGCCUGCGAGCCAACUAAUAUAGGCCAAAAGAUGCCGAUUGUUCCGAGUCAUCAGUGGGGUGCAGGCACACCGGAAAAAAGCCUAGAGAAACCUGCUAAGAAACGUACCGUCAAGCGUAUUCCCAACUUGGAUAUCCCCGACGAUCAUCUACACGAGUGGAACAUUCAGUUGAUGCCGAAAUUGAGCCGACUCCUACAAAAGAUUCUGAAAGAGUCAAAUGAAUCCUGUGGAGCCACCCUCAUGAUGACUGGAGAAUCACCGGACACCGCACGGACCACAAUCUGUGUUACCUGUUCCAGUGUCAAGAAAGUCAGAUCUGCGCUGAAGAAACACUUCCAGCUGGGUCGUGAUGAUUGGGAUCUGAUUGUUAUCCGGGGGGAUAUCGAAAGGUCCAAGGUCCCCCACAAACGCCGUAGGCCAGCGAAGACUCGUCCUAAUGGAUCUAACGAGACGCCCUUUCGUCAACGAGAACUCAACCCAUGUUAUCAGCAACGGCCUUUGUGUGGAGCCUCGAUUGGUGCCUUUCAGAACGAAGAACAUCUGCCUCCUGUCUCAUAUGGUGGCGCAGUCCUAGUUGAUGGAAUGCCCUAUGGUCUGACAGUCCACCAUAUGCUCGAGGCACCGAGUGACGAUGAAGGCUCCGAGACCAAUGAUCAAGAUGUUCCAGCUCGUUCUUCGGGUAAUCGACCUCGUGACACAUCUAACGCUUCGAUCUCGAAUUCUAUGCACGCUUAUCCUGAAGAUGAUCGAUCUGAAGCCAAUUUGGAUCUUGAGAUUUCAGAUCUUGAGGAUGAUGAUGCUUCAACAUCGCCGGGCCCGGACGGUGACGAAUACUGGCUGUCGGAAGAUGAAUCCUCUGACGAUGAAUCUAUUGAUCCUGACAACGAUGAUGAUGAUGCUGCAUCGAUAGGUGACACCACCGGCAUUGACCCAGGCGAAGAGCCACGGCUUUUUGUCACGCAGCCAGCCAUUGAUGAUGUCCACGAGGAUUUUUUUCCGUCCCCCGAAGACCGCGAUGAUGAGCACCUUGCCUCACAUUCGUUAGGUUACAUCCAUGCAUCAUCGGGUGUACGGCGCUGGACGUGGAAGGGGAUCAAGCAUGAGAUUGAUUGGGCGCUCAUAAAAGUCGACGACGCCCGCAUGGAUCCUCGGAAUAUCAUCAUUGAUAACACCACAUCCUCCCCCGCGAGGCCCACCCCCGGACGAUCCGCUCAACCCCCACCCAUAUUUCUGAACCAAAUUGCGCGAAUGGAGGAACUGGGUGGAUUGCAAGUUCAUUGCUGUGGCCGUACAAGUGGCCUACAAUCAGGUUUAAUAUCUAAAGCAAUGACGCUUGUCAAGUUGCAUGGGCGGCACUCCUUUUCGACUAGCUUUUGCGUCAACGGGAACUUUGGAGCCCCCGGCGACUCUGGCGCAUGGGUCUUUGACAGAGCAACCGGUCGCGUCUGCGGCCACGUCUUGGCUUGGUCCGAGAAAACCAACACCACCUACAUCGCUCCCAUGGAGGUCACCGUCGAAGACAUUACUCGCACCCUCAACGCUUCUCUCGUCUCCCUCCCUGGCGAUCCCACUCGGUCCGCAGGCUAUAUUGCCUCUGCUUCGUCACAACCAGCCCAGUACCUCUACCAGUCACAGCAACUUCCAGGCGACUUCAGUCGUCUGACUGUUGGUGGUCCUUCGAUGCCUACGCAUCCCUUGUCCCAUCACCAUCCUCACCCUCCGGGCUUCGGUCGCCCUCGACCACCACCUCCCCCUCCUCCACGACCCGGUUCCAGAGAAGCUCAUGGCUUCCGUGGUCGCGUGUCACCAAUCCCACCCUCCCUUUUGACUGGCCCCCGGAACGUUGAACGCCAGCUUGCUUGA
Penicillium odoratum is the source of this 3777-nucleotide messenger RNA. RefSeq lists its product as uncharacterized. Gene Ontology annotation, biological process: protein phosphorylation. Gene Ontology annotation, molecular function: ATP binding; protein kinase activity. The transcript is spliced from 2 exons. The coding region runs from base 1 to 3777 and encodes 1258 amino acids. The record is from RefSeq and is a predicted model, not a curated record. Lineage: Eukaryota; Fungi; Ascomycota; Eurotiomycetes; Eurotiales; Aspergillaceae.